AAGUAUUGGCUGUGCAAAGAUUGGUGAAGGUCAAGGCAAUAUGGCGGACAAAAAACACAAGAAAAAGCAAAAAGAAAAGCGAAAAGGCAAGAGUAAAGAUGACAUAGAGCUGUACAAGCACUAUGAAACAUUUUAUGAAGCAGCUCCUCCUGGAUAUGUUCGAGUUGAAGAAGAGAAACCUGAAGAUUGCAUUCCAAAUCUGCCUGAGAAUGAACAAGCUCGAGAAUUUUUAUCAAAAGCGCCAUCCAAAGGAUUGUGGAUGCCUCUCGGAAAGGAGGUGAAGGUUAUGAAAUGCUGGAGAUGCAAGUCAUAUGGUCACAGAACUGGAGACAGAGAAUGUCCAAUGUUUGUUUCAGGCAAUCAAACAAGUGAAAGAUUUAGAAUGGCGCACGAAGAUCCCAUGCAUGACUUUAUUGUUGAGAAAAAAAAGACUGAAAAGGAACAAAGAAUUGAGCAGUUGAAGGCACUCCUGGAGGAACCUACAACAUCUGAAAGUGACGAUUCUUCUGACGAGAGCAGUAAUUCUGAAAUGCAUCAUAAACACAAAAAUAACAAGAAAGGGAGAAAGAGGAAGCAUAAAGGAAAAAGAUCUGAUUCUAGCAGUGACACUACUACUGAAGAGGAAGCACAAAAAGAAAAAACUUACUACACACACUAACUCUAGCUCCACUGAGAAAAGACAUAAAAAGCAUGCCAAGCUUAAAUCUCGACACGCUAAAAACUCAGACAGUGAUUCAAGUGACAGUUCUGCUUAUUCAAAUGGCAAAAGCAUAAAAAGAGACAUAACAAGAAAAUAAGGCAUAAAUCCAGUAAAGAUUAGUAAAGAU
Dendronephthya gigantea is the source of this 827-nucleotide messenger RNA. Its product is annotated as retinitis pigmentosa 9 protein-like. The transcript has 6 exons. The record is from RefSeq and is a predicted model, not a curated record. Gene Ontology annotation, biological process: RNA splicing. The coding region runs from base 41 to 658 and encodes 205 amino acids. Lineage: Eukaryota; Metazoa; Cnidaria; Anthozoa; Malacalcyonacea; Nephtheidae.